GUCUUAUUAUGUCCAUAGUACAAAAUUGGAUAAACGUUGUCGCAAAUGCGAUACUAGGCGUCAUCAUGAUUGUUCGGUUACGUGCUGUUCAUCAGGGAUCCAGAAAGGUCAUGAUAUUUCUCAUUGUUGCCUUCCUGGCUGUCAACAUCAUCGACUGCGCUUUCGCCGUAACAGCAACGAGCCAUAUGUCAGGGGAGGAGCUCAUUCUUUCUUGCACCUAUCAGUGUAAUGUCACCUUCAUGGGGGGAGAUAAUACACUUCUGUAUACCGUGACAUGGAUACUCACUACCGCAUGGGAGGUCGCCGCACUAUGUCUCACAGUCUGGAUUGCUGUAAAGCACUUUCGUGAAAUGCGACAGUAUUCGGCAGGAGGUAUCGUCGAGAACUGUCUUGCAGUAUUAAUAGAAUCUCAUGUGGUUUACUUUGCAAGGUCUGUUGCUGCUUCUUUCCUCGAGCUUGGUUAUUUGUCUCCAGCAAUCUCAAAGCCGGAUCCAUAUUCCCUAGGACCUCCGAUUUAUGCUGGUGUUGCUAGUAUUUUUUCUCUCAUGCAGUUAUUUGUGCUAGGACCGCGCUUGAUCCGAUCGUGGCUGACUCCGAUGCAGCAACAGGCACGAGUUCGAUUGUUUUUCAGGAGCGCGUGCAUGUGCGGACUAGCAGUAGUGUUUAGCACGAGACGUGCUCAAUGGGAUCAAAAGAUGUAGAGAACUCUUGCGGCAGCAGAAGAAUAAAAUGCUCGCUGUGGCACCUAUUUAUUGAUAUAUUUUGGAGUGUAGGUAAUAUCUCCAAUUACUUACUGGGUUGCAAACAGACUUCAUUCUGGUGUGUAAACUGGCUAGUACGGUACGCAA
Molecule: messenger RNA, 848 nt
Organism: Suillus bovinus
Lineage: Eukaryota; Fungi; Basidiomycota; Agaricomycetes; Boletales; Suillaceae
Exons: 5
Coding region: 9-701 (230 amino acids)
Source: RefSeq, a predicted model, not a curated record